Messenger RNA from Lathyrus sativus (Indian pea), 1197 nucleotides. Lineage: Eukaryota; Viridiplantae; Streptophyta; Magnoliopsida; Fabales; Fabaceae. The record is from the annotation of a GenBank genome assembly.
AUGGAGUCUACAAAUUUCCAUCAUCUCCAAGACCAACAACCUCAUCUUCCUGUUUCUUCUUUAUCUUCUCCUAUCCCAUGUUCUUAUGCUGUUGGAGGAACCACCACCAUUCACUCUUGGACCCCAACAAACAUCACUUUGAAUAAUGCUGCAGGUAACUUCAACUCAAAUCUCCAAGAAGUUGAUCCGAGAUAUUCGAGAUCGAGCACUACGAUUCAAGAUUUAGGUUAUCAUCACCAUCAAUGGACAAAUGAUGAUGUUAAGGAAGAGAUUUCGUUUGCGAAUUUCCCUAAAUUUACUGAAAUGCUUAAUUACACUCCUCCUAAUUUAAACAUGGAGAACUAUGGAAUACUUGAAGAUUCUUCCACUACAAUACAAAUGAAGAAUAGUACUAAUGAUGAACACAAGGAUAUGAAUGCUCUCAUGCUCAAGAAUCUUUACACUGGUGGAGACUUUUAUAGUAAUCAAAAUUAUCCUAACAUUGGUAAUCAGACUCAGAUUCACCCUAGUAUAAAUAUCUCGAACUUGAAUCAUUACUCGUCCUCGUCUACGACGUCAACCUUGGAUAUGAACAUGCAGUCAUUAGAUCUAUUAAGUAGUUCACAAGAUCAUCAUCUUGGUAGAUUCACUACUAAUGAUCAUGAAAACCUUUCGUUUCAUCUUCAUCCUAUGCAGAACCAACUCGCAAACAGAUCCUCUUCUAGUAACUCCAUUAAUAAGCCGUCGCUACUCGGCAAUGGUGGCGGAGAAACAAAGAGAGUGAUGCAAUCGAAGGCUUCUCAAUCUGAAACCGCGUUGAAGAAAUCACGAUCUUCAUCAGAAUCACGACCGCCUUCGUGUGCACCCUUUAAGGUUAGGAAAGAAAAAUUAGGAGAUAGAAUUGCGGCUCUUCAGCAGUUAGUGGCUCCUUUUGGAAAGACUGACACUGCAUCUGUACUCAUGGAAGCUAUCGGAUACAUUAAAUUCCUUCAAGGCCAAGUAGAGACACUGAGUGUUCCCUAUAUGAAGUCAUCGCAAAACCAAAACAACAGAUUGAUGCAAGGGGAUUUGGCCAUAGGUGACACAAAUGGAGAACCAAAGCAAUAUCUGAGAAGUCGAGGCCUCUGUCUGGUGCCAUUGUCAUGCAUGUCAUACAUAGCAGGUGAUGGCAGCAGUGAGGUGUGGCAACAACGCCCGAACUUUGGGGGACCAACUUGA